UCCUCCUUACUUUCCAAUUUGUCGAUUUUUCCAAUUUGGAUGAAGCUCGGUUCAACUAGAGGAAAGGUCCACCAAAAAAACAACAACAACCGUAUUGCAGGGAACCGCGGAAUAAAUCGAAGUGUGAAUUUUGAGAAAAAGAGACUGGAUGCUUCUUUCCUUCAACCCUCUCUUUACUUUUGAUGCCUUUCUUCUACAUCCAAAUCUGGGCAUCAACUUUGCCAUCGCCAUCGCCAUUACAAUCAUCGUCGCCAUCGCUACUGUCAUUGUUGCCUCGCCCUUGCUGUCGCCAUUUAAUGAUAUCAUCUACCUGACCUAGCUGAGCAACCUCCUUUUACCUUGGAAAUUGGGACCCAUCUUAUUCAGCCUUUGUCGAUUUUGGGUUAAUCCCACCUUUAAGCACUCAAAUACUGGUAUCACACCAGACUUCAAUUGCAUACACCACCAAACGUCAACGCAUAACUGGCUAUACUUCAUCUGGCAUGACACAUUUGAACUGAAGUUGCAAAUAACAAUGAUUCACAUCCCUUAGGGUACACAAAUUGGUUGUUACUGUGAAUAAUCCCUCGUGGUGGCAAUAUCACCAUUGUCUCAAUUUCAUCGACUUGUUCGAUUAUUGUAGUAUAUAUUAUGGUCUCCCAAGUUCACGGGUGAACCUACCGAAAAUUGACGUUUCCCAAGGUUACACGAGUACUACCAUGAUGGAAUCAUGAGGUCCGAGUUUGAAUCGUCAUUUAAAGAGGGGAGAUAUAACUACGCUUAAACCAACCCACGGUCAUUUUCAAUAUGAAUACAGAGAAAUCGCAGGAUCUUGAAAACGAGGAGGAGGAGGAAGAGAGUCCCGCAGGUGUAAGAAAACCUGGUUCCAAGGCUCAGGGUAGGAAGCGCACGAAAACGGGAUGCUUAAAAAACGACGGAUCAAGUGUGGGGAGGAAAAGCCAACAUGUCAAAAUUGUUCAAAAUCCAAAAGGCACUGCAACUUUCUCAUCGGGAUCUGGUCGGUCAAAUCAGCGUCGUGUUGAGGCCCCAAAACCUUCUACUCUUACGCAAGUUCAAUUACCAAAUCUUGCACCGAAACCAGGUGACUCGGGCACAUAUCAUAGCCCUCCAUCUAGACUGCCCAAUGAGACAAAUCAAAGAUUUGAACAAGGCAUACACGUUUUCUCCGGUCGCGCGACUCAAGACGUAGUAGUCCAAAGGAACACCUCUCAAGAAACCCCAGAGGCAAAAUCAGCCCAAAGAGAUACCGUGGAUCGUUCAUACCUACCAACUCCCGAACACAGAUCCCCUCCAGGUUCAGGGCCUACUCACUAUGAUUUUAAUGCUCUCUUUGAGCAACAAUCACCGCUUGGGAAUUUCCCUGUUAUGCAGUCCAGUCCCUCUCCAUGGAUUGUUGACCAGAAUAGUACACCCCAUGCCUACCCUCAAAAACAUACACAAAAUACGAAUCCACAAUUUUCGCUUCUCUCGCCACCUAUGGUGACCACUCAGAGUAAUACAAGCUGGCAACAACCGGCCUUUUCUCACCCACCUAAUUUGAAAUCAAGUAUGUCACAUGCCCCACUCACAAACCAAGUGACACCGACUAUAGAAACAGCAUAUACACCUCCCUUUGACAUGGCACAGCAGGCCAGUCAUAUAUCGGAUGAAACCUUUUCACAUCGCACGGUCUCAAGAAAAACAGACGAUCAUACCAUCGACAAGAAGAACUAUGCGACGAUUGAACGGGGAAAUGAACGCGCAUUUGACGAUGAUGAAAUGAGCCUGGAUAAUGAUCAAGGGGCUGAUGACUACGAAUAUGAUACUUCCAAAGCUCGGAACAUGGACUAUGGCAUUGGACAAGUGAUUGCCCUCCAAGCUCGACAGAAUGCACAAGAUCAAAGUCUUCGCUCUUUUACCUCACUGCUCGAUCGAUCUAAUAUGCUAUUGGCUUACAAUCCUUCACUACGGUCAUCUCCACUCAAUGAUAGUAUGACGGCUAAAAUAUUUUGUCAUUUUAUCAAUGUGACUGGACCGAGUAUUUCAAUGUUCGAGCGGAAUCCUGCCAAUCCUUCUUUGAUAUUUCGGGGGACACCCGUGCCAUCUUCUCAACAACAUAUCUGGACUUACACGUUUCCCAUGCUUGCCUUGAAAAAUGAAGCGCUUCUCCACGCAAUACUCGCUUGCGCCAGCUUACACAUUGCAAAACUGCAAAACACCCACAUAACCGCAUCUUUAAAGCACUACGCAAUUGCUUUACGAAGGAUUGCAAAGAGCUGGAGUAACCAUCUGCUUGGGGGAAGGACCCUUGUGAGAGACAUCGACUUCACUGGGAUGACUCGCCAUCUGAAGGAUAUGCGGGCACAGCUGCGUCAAGAAGACCGUGAGCGCUAUCGUCAGGAGCAGAUACAUAUGGGUAAAACAUUUAUUGAAGAAAAACGUAAAUUCGCAGCCUCGUUAGAAGAUGUGGACGAAAAUAUUGUUGGUGUAUUGAUGGGCCGAAGACUUCGCUACGAUGACUUUGGACACAUUAUCGAUGAAGUUUGGGAGAAUACCGAAGACAGAAUUUAUAGCCCUAAGGAUAUUGAAACUUAUGAAAUGCAACGCGACCUUGUGUGGUGGUACUUUAAACAGGACGUUUACCAAAGUAUAUUAGGUGGAGGAAAGCUCUUCGCUGAGUAUGAUCGAUGGAGUCUUUGCCCUCCGCGUGCACCACUCGGUCGAUUAGACGCAGUUUACGGCACUUUUGAUCAUCUCAUUCUGUUGAUGGGACGACUUGCAGAUUUCGCUGCCAAAGACUUGAAGAGGAAGACGUUAGCAAUGAAAGCUGCGAACAACCCUAUGAGUAAUCAAAUGCCAAAUUUUGCAGGCAUGGUACCAAAUGUUAAGGAGGCAACUCUUCCUAUGGGGUUUUCACCAACGCAUUCUUCAUCUCCUCAAAGCUCAGAGGGCGGAGAUAUGGAUCUUGAGGCUCAAAGGCUUGAGGCAGAAGAAGAGUGGCAGGAUAUCCGCAAUGCAUUCAGUGUACUUGAAGAUCAUUUUGGUGAAGACUUUCAACCUUUAGGCGACGAAUUCUCGACCCCAACUCAAACUCCCUUUGGCCCAGCUUUGCAAUACCGAACUUAUGGUAUUGCUGGCAUUUGGAUGAACUAUUACAUGGGUCUUAUUUCUUGUCAUCGAUCUCAUCCUUCUAUGCCACCAGCAGCAAUGGUAGCUGCAGGCAUGGCGGCUCGUAAGACAGCGUUCUUUGCAAACGAGCUCGGUCGUAUCGCUGCUGGCAUUGCACCGGAUCUAAGCAUGACACCUCAAGUCAAUCCGGGAGUUGGUGCAGCACUUAUGGAAAGCACAAUCUGUCUCUUUUUGGCGGGCGUUCAAUUCCAAAACCCGGACCAGCGGACAUGGCUAAUAUGCCGGCUCAACGAUGUGGCUCGUUUGACGGGUUGGGAAACAUCACUCGCUAUCGCUUCCGGUUGCGAAACAUCUUGGGUCAAGGCUGGAGAAAUGGGGAGAGGUCCACCGUACACAAGGACGAGAGACGAGCGAGUAAGUCCACAAGUAGUGAAUGUUACACGCAAUGGGGAAAGAGUUGCAAUGCAACAGCGGCAAGCAACUGAUCAGGGAUUCGUGAUUAGUACUCAUCAGAGAAUUCAUUAUGCGAUUGGUAUUUUGGGUGUCCAAGAUGAUCUGAAUAAUCUUGACUUGAGAUAAAAACCAAUCAUAGUCAAAUGAUAUUCACCCUUUACAGAGUCCGAGAGUCGAGACACAAAUAAUCGAAACGUCGCCUGAACGAUGGGUGUUUGGAAACAAAUUUAACAAUGCGACUUGAAUCCGAAGUCGUCCAGAGUCAUGUUGGAACAAGACCAACGGCUUGGUAUAAUGACGCUGUCAAUAAUGAUAUCGACGGUCGUCGCAGAAAGUGAUUGGAUAGCUCGUGCUCGAGCCUUGGCUGUCCAAUAUUUUUUCAAUCUGGGCCAUGAGUUCGAGAUGGAAAGCAAUGUUAUGAAUUGGGUUGGAUCGAGUAUGGGAUGAUGCCUUUCUUGAGAUGAGAUCGUGCAUGAUACGGAUCUAUGAAUGAGAUGAGCUUGCAUAAGCCGAGGAGUCCUAGAACUCGUAUAGUGUUAUUCGUAACACAAAUAAUAAUGUCAUUUGUAAUA
Molecule: messenger RNA, 4133 nt
Organism: Botrytis sinoallii
Lineage: Eukaryota; Fungi; Ascomycota; Leotiomycetes; Helotiales; Sclerotiniaceae
Exons: 6
Coding region: 787-3687 (966 amino acids)
Biological process (GO): positive regulation of transcription by RNA polymerase II
Cellular component (GO): nucleus
Molecular function (GO): transcription cis-regulatory region binding; DNA-binding transcription factor activity
Source: RefSeq, a predicted model, not a curated record